This is a messenger RNA of Callorhinchus milii (elephant shark), 782 nucleotides long. RefSeq names its product sclerostin (gene sost). Gene Ontology annotation, biological process: negative regulation of BMP signaling pathway; negative regulation of Wnt signaling pathway; ossification. Gene Ontology annotation, molecular function: BMP binding. The coding region runs from base 124 to 765 and encodes 213 amino acids. The record is from RefSeq and is a predicted model, not a curated record. The transcript has 2 exons. Lineage: Eukaryota; Metazoa; Chordata; Chondrichthyes; Chimaeriformes; Callorhinchidae.
GAGGGAGAAGAGAUAGAGAGAGAGAGAGAGAGAGAGAGUUUGGACCAAUUUGCAGGGAGAAGAGAUAGAGGGUUUGGUUUGGACCAAUUUGCUCCCAGGACAGGACAGGACAGGACAGGGGUGAUGGGGAAGCUGGACCAAGGUUCAGUGGCUGUUUGCCUCUGGCUGGUGAUGGUGGGAGGGAGUUGGGGUCUAUCAGAGGGUUGGGGGUCUUUGAAGAACGAUGCCACUGAGCUCCUGCCCCAGUUCACAGAGGUGCUGAUCCCUGAGCCUGGAAACCACAGCCUCAACCGAGCCAAACAGAGCAACAGAAGACACUUCCAACACACAGACUCCCAAGGGCGAACAGAGUUCAGCUGCCGGGAGCUUCGAUCGACCCGUUACAUCUCGGACGGCUCGUGCCGGAGCCUCAAGCCGGUGCGGGAGCUGAUCUGCUCGGGCCAGUGCCUGCCGGCUCACCUGCUGCCCAACUCCAUCGGCCGGAGUCGUUGGUGGAGCCGGCACAGGCCUUCGGAUUACCGGUGCAUCCCCGCGCAUUCCCGCACCCAGCGAGCCCGCCUGCGCUGCCAGAACGGCGAGACCAGGACCUACAAGGUGCGCGUGGUGACCGGCUGCAAGUGCAAGCGCUACUCGCGCCAACACAACCUGUCGGACGCCAAGAGCUUCGGCGAGAAGCCGGCAAAGGCCGGGAGGAACAAGAAGAAGAUCUCGCGGCAGGAGAGCGGGAGCAGGGAUAACCGUCACGAGCUCGCCGGGGGGUAUUAGCGGUGACGAACUGAAAC